Molecule: messenger RNA, 234 nt
Organism: Chondrus crispus (carragheen)
Lineage: Eukaryota; Rhodophyta; Florideophyceae; Gigartinales; Gigartinaceae
Exons: 1
Coding region: 1-234 (77 amino acids)
Source: RefSeq, a predicted model, not a curated record
AUGAGCUCCUCGAUCGACGAUCUCUCUACUCCGGAGUUGCUCUCCUCGCCUUGGUGCUCCGGAUCGUUCUUGUUGGAAGGUGGCGCGAAACUCCCGAUUGCCUUCUCAAUGAGACGUCACAAAUCGGUCCUCGUUGACGUGAGGAUUACCAUUUCUCUGCUCUCUCUUCUUCAUUUUUUUUCAGCUGCCUCGAUCAGGGAGGCGGGUCGCGAGAACAGGAGUCCGUGGUCUUAG